AUGGAAGAUGUACCUCCGCAGGUAUGGGCCGUGGCUCACACCCUGAUAGCCCGCAAUGAGACGACCAAUUCAACCGCCACCGAUUCGAAUGGCGCAGCAGCAAACCGACCGCCUGUCUACAAAGCAAUCGGACUCAGUCUGGCUGUCGCUUCGGGCUUGUUCAUCGGUAUCUCAUUUGUGAUGAAAAAGACCGGACUUCUCAAGGCGAACGCCAAAUAUAAUGAGGAAGCUGGUGAGGGUUACGGCUACCUCAAAAAUGUUUGGUGGUGGGGAGGCAUGACGCUGAUGAUCCUGGGCGAAAUCUGUAACUUUGUUGCUUAUGCAUUCGUCGACGCCAUCCUCGUCACCCCUCUGGGGGCGCUAAGUGUUGUGGUCACAACCAUUCUUUCUGCCAUCUUUCUCAAGGAGCGCCUGAGUUUUGUGGGCAAAGUGGGCUGCUUUAAUUGCAUCGUCGGCAGCAUUGUCAUUGUUCUCAACGCCCCCGAGCAAAGUGCUGUCGCCGAUAUUCAAGAAAUGCAGCACUUUGUCAUCGCCCCAGGCUUCCUCAGCUAUGCUGGUGUCGUGAUUGUGGCAUGCGUAUUCAUCGCCUUGUGGGCUGGGCCGCGCUACGGCAAGAAAAGCAUGUUGGUCUACCUCAGCAUCUGCAGCUUGAUCGGUGGCCUCAGUGUCGUAGCGACCCAGGGACUGGGAAGUGCGGUCGUUGCCCAAGUGGGUGGAAAGUCCCAAUUCAACCAAUGGUUCCUUUACGUUCUACUGGUGUUUGUGAUUGCGACGCUUCUGACUGAAAUCAUCUACCUCAAUGCAAGUAUGCCUCUUUCCCAGACACUAUCCGGUGCUAAUACCUUCCAGAAAGCCCUGAAUAUCUUCAAUGCUGCUCUCGUCACUCCGACCUAUUAUGUCAUCUUCACCAGCGCCACAAUUAUUACUUCCGCCAUCCUCUUUCGAGGUUUUAAGGGCACAGCCGUGUCCAUCACCACCGUGAUCAUGGGGUUUCUCCAGAUAUGUGCCGGCGUCGUACUUCUACAAAUGUCCAAAUCUGCGAAAGAUGUUCCGGAUGCCGCGGUCUUCAAGGGUGAUCUCAAUCAAGUCAGGGAGAUUGCGGAGGUGGAGCAGCCAGAGACGGAGCCCAAGGCCGAUGCUAUUCGCGGCACUGCGGCUCUAAUCAGAAGGAUCUCCGUCUCGCGGCAGAAAAUGGAACAGGAGGAAGCCAGACGGCUGCGGGAAGACAAACUCAAAGACCAACUCGAGCCACUUCGCGAGAACGAAAUUGUGGAAUGGGAUGGACUCCGUCGUCGGAAAACGGUAAUUGGCGAACCUGGCGCCGUUGUUCGACGGAAGACCGUUCAUCCACCGCUGGGAAUGUCACAUUUUCCUGAUCCAGAGCAAGAAGAUGCCGAGCAUGAUGAAGCUGGAUUCUUCGAAACCCUUCGGAAUCGUGCUCAGAGCGUGAUUCGUCACCCCAGUCCUCGUCACCAUGCCACCAUGCCGCAAGAUUCUCUACGCAGCCCCAUACAUCCCGUUGCUUUGACGGAUAUCAAGGUCGUUCCAUCCAAAGCCGAGUCACCCAUCAUACCCUAUGGCCCAGGAAGCCUCGAAGAUGCCCAAGAACGGAUUUAUGGACUCCCUCAAGGCCAUUUGAAAGAAGGAGCGAUCAGCAUAGCAGCACAACCCUCGCCCCGGUCCAAACCCCUACCCGCCAAACCGUCAUCCUCCCCUGCACUCAAGCCACCUCACGAAGCAAGGCGCCAAUUCUCUUUCACCAACUUCCUUCGACCAAGUUCACGCACCCCCGAGAUUGACCCGGUGCUUUCUCGACCAAAUCUCUCACAUCGGACUAGCAGCCAUGAACAAAGACGGGCCAUGAAGAAUGCAUCCGAGGAGGAAAGAUUGGGACUUGUCAAGGGUGAUUCUCACGUUGCUUUGCUUGAGCAUGAAUCGUCUCGCUCGCCUGAGCGCCCAUCUCAGCCCCUUCCUUAUGCCCAUUCUCCCACCCAUUCUCUGUCCAGCUCUGCUUCAAGCGUUGAUGAUUACUAUCCUUAUCAACACCCUUCUCCUCCUCAACAUUCUCUGUCAUAUUCUGACGAGGUUGAUGGUUGGCAGAUGAUGAACACCGCGAGUCGGUCGACCGAGACGAUCCGAGCUUCGACACCACCAUCCGGGACGGCAAGCACCCGGAGAAGGCCAAGUCCGCCGAGGAUAUAUCAACCCCCACCUUUGCUCACGAGGAGUUCACCUCCGACGGACAGCAACGACGACCGAGCAAUUCCAGGGACGAUGGUGGGCGGCGGGCCGACACAGGCCAGAGCCACACCAGCAGUGUCAGACCGUUCCCAGAGUUCAUCGAUGAGCCCGCCGAGCAUCACGAUCCGGCAUCAAGACAGUGGUUUGCCCAGGAUAGGUGGAGAAGAUCGCCGGACUCAAGUUUCCGAGGACGCAAGAGUGAAUAAUGCCCACAGCUACGAUGCAGUUCGGCUAGACAGCAUCGAGGCAGAAGCCACCCGAAGACGAUUUGAGGAGCAGAGCAAAAGAGAAAGAGAAGAGCGACGGUUAAGAGCUGCUGGCCGACGGCAGAGUUGGAAACCUUCUGGUCCUGAAGGAGGCAGUUUCGUCUGA
Molecule: messenger RNA, 2613 nt
Organism: Fonsecaea nubica
Lineage: Eukaryota; Fungi; Ascomycota; Eurotiomycetes; Chaetothyriales; Herpotrichiellaceae
Exons: 1
Coding region: 1-2613 (870 amino acids)
Biological process (GO): magnesium ion transport
Cellular component (GO): membrane
Molecular function (GO): magnesium ion transmembrane transporter activity
Source: RefSeq, a predicted model, not a curated record